AUGGGCACUAACCAAAUUAAUGUGCUGAAAGCAGAUGCCAGGCUCCACCACCAGGCCAUGAACCAUUCAGGAGGAGGAGGCAGGCCACUGAAGCCAAACAGCUCCUUCCGUGAAUGCUCUUCCCACGGACAGAGAGCUGCCCGACGCCUUUCAGCAUGGGGCAGACCACAUCGGAGCACAUUUAGGGAACCCACCGGCCGCAGCCCCCACAGCGGAGGUGCAGCCCUGGGGGCUCUGCGCCAUCUCCGUCCUAGCUUUGCCGCCUCCCGCCGCCAGGCGGUGCCCUGUGCCCGGCUCUCGGCGCUGGAGCCGCCCGGAGCAGUUCGCCCCGCACCGCCCCGGCGGGGGAAGGCUGAGGAGGAGCCGGGGCGGAGCGGCGCCUCCCUCGCCCCCUUCCCACCCUCCCCUCUGGAGCCGGGCCGAAGCCGCCUCACAAAAUGGCGCCGCCCCACCUCGGGGCGCGCCCGGAGUAAAGAUGGCGGCGGCGCCGCUUCAUUCCUUUCCCUGUGGCCUUCGGGAGCGAUGGCGGCUCGCAGCGCCGUGUGGCUGGGCGACCAGGUGGAGCGGGUGGUCUGCCCCUACGACAGCCAUCACCGGGUGCCCCGGGCGUCGCUGGAGAGGCAUGCGGCGUCCUGCCGCCUCCGCAAGAUGGGCUACUCCGACGACGAGCAGGCGGAGAUGUACGACUCUAGCUUCUUCUACGAAAACCUGAAGGUGCCCAGCGUUGCGAUGGAUAAAGAUCUCCAGUUUCAUAUUGUUCAGCAAGCUAAAGCUCAAAGUGUGAAAGAAGGCAUAGGCUACAGCGAAGGAUCUUAUUCAUCACUGCCUGUAGAAGUUCCUCAAAAUCACAAGCGUUUCACCUGUGACCUGACUCAAGCUGAUCGCCUUGCUCUUUAUGAUUAUGUUGUUGAGGAAACAAAGAAGCAGAGGUCUAAGUCGCAAAUCACAGAAAAUGACAGUGAUCUGUUUGUGGAUUUAGCGGCAAAGAUCACCCAAGAUGAUGGUCAGAAAGGUCCAAAGUCCCAUCUUGAAAUUCUGGCUGAAAUGCGAGACUACAAACGGCGACGGCAAUCAUACAGGGCUAAGAAUGUUCACAUCACAAAGAAGUCUUACACUGAGGUGAUUCGGGAUGUGAUUGGUGUACACAUGGAAGAACUCAGCAGUCAGUGGCAGGAAGAGAAUAGGUUGGAUAAUGCAGAGAUGUGUGAAGGAGGAAAGACAAAAUCUUCAGGAAGAAGGGAAGACAGACGGUCAGCUUCAGUGGACUCGCGGCAGUCUGGAGGAAGCUGUAAGGACACUGAACGCACCAGACACAGGAGAGAGACCAGCAGGAGUCCAAGUAAAAGAAAAAGGAGUCGUGAACGAGGCAAAGACAGAGAUUCACGGAGAAAAAGAGAGAGGGAAGAAGACAAAUAUCACAGCCAUAAAAGAAGGAAGUAAGACCAAGAACAUAGUGAUUUUGUUUGUUAGCUGUUCAAAGAAUUACUUGCACAGAACAUACUGCUACUUCUGUUGUGCCAGGGCCCGUAAUUCUGUGAACAUAAUACUGGUGUUGCUUCAUAGCUGUGUUCUGAGACAAAACGAAAUAGUGUUCAGGGGUUGUUAGGAUGGAAGCAGUAUAUGCCGGAAAAUGUGUAAAUGUGUAAGACUAAUGUAUCUAUUAAUAAAUUAUAUUGAUCUCUUGUCCA
Cygnus atratus (black swan) is the source of this 1688-nucleotide messenger RNA. RefSeq names its product small nuclear ribonucleoprotein U11/U12 subunit 48 (gene SNRNP48). Lineage: Eukaryota; Metazoa; Chordata; Aves; Anseriformes; Anatidae. The record is from RefSeq and is a predicted model, not a curated record. Bases 1 to 1440 code for a protein of 479 amino acids. The transcript has 10 exons. Gene Ontology annotation, cellular component: U12-type spliceosomal complex; cytosol; nucleoplasm.